AUGGAUCACUUUCCGACAGUACUGCAACGGCCGCCGCAUUUUGACGAGGAUGGGAGUGCAGGCACAGGCAGGAUGAGGAGCAAUGUUGUUGGUAAUGGCAGCAGCAACGGGGCAAGGGAUGAUCGAGGGUUGCGUGGCGGGCUGCGCGACAUCCUGAACCCCGUCGGCUCGGCCUCGCAGACAAUGCCCUCUGCCAGCCAUGGCGGCACCCAUAGCACUCCAGGGACACCUGGAGCACCUGCGCCUCCUCGCCCACACUCGUCCUUCAGUCUGAGAUCGCCAACGCAGACAGGUAACCACCACGCAAGCCCCUACAGUGCACCGACAUCGUCAGCAGCAGCAACAAGCAGCCAGCAGCCUGCCGGAGCCUGUUCGAUGCUCAACAACCCGUUCGUGACUGCGUCAACGCCAUUUCCUCCUCCACCUCUGCAGGCUCCACCGAGCCUUGCAUCUUCACGGACCAGUCCGUCAGGCCUGCAACAUCCACCGCGGUCGCCAUUACAUGCUCCUCCCGUGUACUAUCCCUCGGAUGUGCGUGACCGUGAUUUGGUUCGCGACCAGCAGACUUCAUUGAGCUUCUACGACCCCACGACCGACUCAAAGCGAGACCGCGACCGUGAACGCGACCGCGAGCGUGAGCGCACUGGCUCAGAUCCGGAAUCAGGUGCCUGGAGCACCUCAACACAAAACUCUCCGCCAAAGCGGCAAUUACCCUUCUGCCACUGGGUCGUAUCCUCCUCGCAGUCCUGUUGUUCGCCCUCAUCCUGCUCCUCCCGCGGGAUCUAUGAGUCCGUCGGCUGGAAGCCGCACGGUCACAUCUCCCAGUUUGAGGCACCUUGCCAUGCCCAGCACCCAUUCGAGCCAGUCAGCAUCAACCGUGCUUCCACCUCUAGCACGGACCGAAACGCCGGCUCCAUCGGCUCGGGCGACACCAGCCUCGAAUAGCCUAUCUCUAAGCCCAGACCGACAUCACCGAUCUCCUUGGACAAUAAUCCCGCCAUGGUUGCAAGGACAGAACCUGCUGAGCGGCCAGACAAAGGUGAAAAGGAUAAAAAGCAAUCUCGGAAGAUCAUCAAAACACGAGUUUCCGACAUAAAGAGUGCCGAAUCCACCCCGAAGAUGACCCGUAAAUCUGCUGUAAAGCCCGAAACUCCAACCAUGCUCCGCAUCCCGACAAAAAGAACGGCGAACGGGAGUAUGAAGCACAAGGCUUUCUCGGCUGAUAAGGAAAAGACCAUCCGGGACAUCAUGGAUCAGUUCGAUUAUGAGUCCAUUGAUGAAACAGAAUUCGAGGAUGAGUUGCUUGCAUGGAAGGAACGUGCCAGGCGUCGCCGACAGGAGAUGAAUCGCCGUGAUUUUAUCCAUCGGCAGUCUCGCCGCAGCGAUUUCGCCGAAACUGAGGCGCUCAAGUUACAGAUUCAUGCCAAUCUGGGCAAGGCGAGAUACUCCGACCUUCAUUAUGACGAAGCUCUUCAAGAAGUCCGUGAACAGGAACUUUGGGCUGAGAAAGAACGCAAGAAGGAUAUGCAGCGUAAGCGGCGUCGCGAGAAGUCGAUGGCAGCCACGCUCGAGCAACAAGCAGCAGCUCUUCAGAAGGCAUCGCAAGCAGAGGAUGAAGCCGAACGUUUGAAGUACAUCCGCGAGGCUGAGCGUGCCAACAAGAAAGUCCAGCAAACCAAGUACAUUCUACAGAAAGGUAUCAAAGGUCCUGCGCGCAAUCUCCCUCCGAUCGAACCCAAUUUGGAGGGCGGUACCAUGGCCACGUUCUCUGCCGAGAACAUGGAGCCUGGUAAGGUCAAAGGCAAGGGUCGUGGAGGAAGGCUUAAAAAGUCUAAGGAGCAGAAACAAGCGGAAAAGGAACAAGCUGAGCUCGCCCAGGCUGCGAUUGACGCUGGCGAAGAGCCCCCCAGCAAAGAAGAGACCAAGAUUCGCAUCAAGCUUAGCAAGGCUAAAGCAUCUGCCAAGGAAGAGGCAGAGAAGGAUAAGGAAAACAAGGAGCCUAAGCAGCCUAAAGAACCCGAGAAGCCUGUGGAGGAGCCGAAGGAUCCCCUGGAGCUCAAGUUUCAGUCCAAAGGCUACAACCAGAUUUACGAUCAGAUCUGGCGUGAUCUGGCUCGCAAAGAUGUUAGCAAAGUUUUCAGGCUGGCUACGGACUCGUACGCUACCAAAGCUUCCAACCUCAAGAAGACGGCCAUCCUGGCUUCCAAGGAAGCCAAACGCUGGCAACUGCGUACCAACAAGGGCACAAAGGAUCUCCAGGCUAGGGCGAAACGUGUCAUGCGUGACAUGAUGGGCUUCUGGAAGCGGAACGAGCGUGAAGAGCGCGAUUUACGCAAGGCUGCUGAAAGGCUCGAACUCGAGAAUGCUCGCAAAGAAGAAGCCGAUCGCGAAGCUGCGCGCCAGAGGAGAAAGCUCAACUUCCUAAUUUCUCAGACCGAGCUCUACUCUCACUUUAUCAGCAAGAAGAUCAAGACUCACGAGGUCGAGCGUAGUACCGACCACCCUGACGUGGCAACCGAUGAGAAGGACAAGAUUCCUGAGCCAACAUUGAACAUCAAUGUCCCUGAGCCGACUGGACCUAUUGCGCCCAAGGUCACCGAUUUCAACAGUCUCGACUUUGAUAACGAGGAUGAAUCGGCGCUUCAGGCGGCUGCCAUGGCGAACGCGCAAAACGCCAUUGCUGAGGCUCAAAAGAAGGCACGAGAGUUCAACAAGGACGAGACCAAGCUUGAUGAGGACGGUGAGAUGAAUUUCCAGCACCCAGAGCUUACCGAAUUCGAGGUUGCGCAGCCAAAGUUACUCAACUGUCAACUCAAAGAAUACCAGUUGAAAGGUCUCAAUUGGCUGGUCAACCUGUACGAACAAGGCAUCAACGGCAUCCUCGCCGACGAAAUGGGUCUUGGCAAAACUGUUCAAUCUAUUUCCGUCAUGGCUUACCUGGCGGAGCGCUACGACAUUUGGGGUCCUUUUCUCGUCGUCGCUCCGGCAUCCACCCUGCACAACUGGCAACAAGAGGUUUCCAAGUUUGUCCCCGAUUUCAAAGUGCUUCCAUACUGGGGCACUGCGGCAGACCGCAAAGUGUUGCGCAAGUUCUGGGACCGCAAACAUACGACUUACAAGAAGGACUCUCCCUUCCAUGUGAUGAUUACGUCCUACCAGCUGGUUGUUUCCGACGUCGCCUAUUUUCAGAAGAUGAAAUGGCAGUACAUGAUUCUCGACGAGGCCCAAGCCAUCAAGAGCUCGCAGAGCUCCCGCUGGAAGUGCCUUCUGGGCUUCCAUUGCCGUAACCGGUUGUUACUUACUGGUACGCCGAUUCAGAAUAACAUGCAGGAACUCUGGGCGCUUCUGCACUUCAUCAUGCCUUCUCUCUUCGACUCUCACGACGAAUUCAGCGAGUGGUUUUCUAAAGAUAUCGAGUCACACGCACAGAGCAAUACGAAGUUGAAUGAAGAUCAACUCAAACGCCUGCACAUGAUUCUCAAACCGUUCAUGCUGCGUCGUGUUAAAAAGCAUGUCCAAAAGGAGCUAGGCGACAAGAUUGAGAUUGAUGUCUUCUGCGAGCUGUCGUAUCGCCAGCGCGCCAUGUACCAGAGCCUGCGCAACCAAAUUAGCAUCAUGGAUCUGAUCGAGAAGGCAACGGUCGGCGACAACGAAGAUUCGGCAACGCUUAUGAACCUUGUGAUGCAAUUCCGAAAGGUCUGCAACCAUCCAGACUUGUUUGAGCGUGCCGACACUUCCUCUCCUUUCUUCUGCGGGCACUUUGCGGAAACGGGAUCUUUUCUUCGUGAGGGCACGAACGUCGCUCUGGGCUACUCGACGCGAAGCUUGGUUGAAUAUCGGCUGCCACGACUCAUCUGGUGCGACGGUGGCCGCCUAGAUAAACCUGGCCCUGGCAAUCUGGUGGCGGGCUUCCGCAGCAAGUACCUCAACCAUAUGAUGAACAUUUGGACACCAGAGAACAUUCGUUCAAGUCUAGAAGGCAUUGAAAACUUCACGUGGCUCCGCUUCGUCGAUACCAGUCUUCAGGAGGCUUACCGCGCCAGCCAUACAGACGUCUUUGCCCGUGCGGUCGACCUAGCAAGUAAGCAGAACCGGCUUGGCCACAUGCAGAUUGUGUACGAUGAACCAGAAGACAAGAAGUGGACGCCAGUCCAUGCACUAUUCCAGAUCUGCGAACGGGAAAAUCCUAAGGCAGUUGCCGAAAUCACCACCGAAGGCGUGCUUCGUGAUCUCAUGAACAUUGCACGCGUCAAGUAUCGAGAGCUUGGUCUCUGCAGGCUUGAGAAAGCGGCUCGCCCCCGUGCCUCGGCACCCCCAAUCGAGGUUGUUUGCGAUAGCCGUAGUGCCGUUAUCGAGCGGGAAAAUAUCAUGUUCCAUCCCGCCAUGCGCAAGGCACUGUUUGGCCCGACCCCAUCGGAAAUCAAAGAAGCGUCGUUUGGCCCAAGGCCAGUCACCCUCUAUCCGCCUCGGGCCCUGCUCCCGGCUCCGGAUCACGACAAGCAACGCUUCACAAAUAUCACGGUCCCGUCGAUGGCACGGUUUGUUACCGAUUCUGGCAAGCUUGCCAAGCUGGACGAGCUUCUUCGCGAACUCAAGGAAGGUGGCCAUCGUGUGCUGCUCUACUUCCAGAUGACUCGCAUGAUCGACCUUAUGGAGGAGUACCUGACGUACCGCAAUUACAAGUACUGCCGCUUGGACGGGUCAACCAAACUCGAAGACCGCCGCGAUACUGUUGCCGACUUCCAGACGCGGCCCGAAAUCUUUAUCUUCCUGCUUUCUACCCGUGCAGGUGGUCUUGGUAUCAAUCUUACCACCGCCGAUACGGUAAUCUUCUACGACUCAGAUUGGAACCCAACAAUCGACUCGCAAGCCAUGGAUCGUGCUCACCGCCUCGGCCAGACAAAGCAAGUCACGGUCUAUCGUCUCAUUACCCGUGGCACGAUCGAAGAGCGCAUUCGCAAGCGUGCUUUGCAGAAGGAAGAGGUGCAACGUGUUGUCAUCACUGGUACUGGUAGUGUUGAUUUUAGCGGGCGUAGGCCUCCCGAGAAUCGCAACCGCGACAUCGCCAUGUGGCUGGCCGAUGAUGAGCAGGCUGAGAUGAUCGAACGCCGCGAAAAGGAACUUAUCGAGAGUGGAGAGUACGACAAGAUCAUGCAGCAGAGGAGGAAGGGUGGAAAGAGAAAGAGAGGUGCCGCCAAUGGCGACACUGUGCCUAGUCUGGAGGACAUGUAUCAUGAGGGCGAGGGCCAUUUUGACGAUAAUAAAGGCUCAGGAGCGGCUACUCCCGUCGACGCCGACAGUCUAGGCCGCGGCGGCAAGCGCAAGAAGGCUGGAGGCAGCAAAAAAGCCAAGACAACCAAGCAGCGGUUGGCUAUAGCUGAUGGAGAAAUCGACAUCUAA
Messenger RNA from Thermochaetoides thermophila DSM 1495, 5400 nucleotides. The record is from the annotation of a RefSeq genome assembly. NCBI's taxonomy places the organism in Eukaryota, Fungi, Ascomycota, Sordariomycetes, Sordariales, Chaetomiaceae.